AUGACAUUCCUUUGCAGAUUUCUCAUCUUCUUCGCGUUGCUUGGUGCUCAAAUUCACUUCAUCUCUAGUGUUACUGACUCUGGAGAUGCUGCGGUGCUCAAAUCUUUGAAGGAUUCAUGGCAAAAUACACCACCAAGCUGGCAAAAUUCAGAUGACCCUUGUGCAUCCUGGGAUGGAGUUUCAUGUAAAAAUUCAAGAGUCACUGCUUUGGCAUUGUCAACAGUGGGACUUGUGGGGAAUCUUAUUGGAGACAUUGGAGGGCUCACUGAGUUGACAUCAUUGGACCUUUCGUUUAAUCAAGGUCUCAAAGGUUCAUUCCCUCCGCUUAUAGGAGAUCUCCAGAAGCUGAACAUCCUAAUCUUAUCCGACUGCAGUUUCAGCGGUAUCAUUCCUGAAGAAAUAGGCAAUUUGGGAGAGCUCUCUUUCCUGGCUCUGAACUCGAACUUCUUCAGUGGACCAAUCCCUCCUUCUUUAGGUAAACUCUCCAAGCUCUACUGGCUUGACUUGGCGGACAAUCAAUUGACAGGAACAAUCCCAGUUUCUACAGUCAAUUCUCCAGGAUUGGACCUCCUCAAAAAGGCUAAACACUUCCAUUUCUAUAAGAACCGUCUUUCUGGUUCUAUUCCCCCACAACUUUUCAGCUCUGACAUGGUGCUCUUGCAUUUAUUACUUGAUGGAAAUCAACUUACUGGGACCAUCCCAAGCACUUUAGGACUUGUUCAAACUCUUACAGUUCUCCGGCUUGAUGGAAAUGCUUUGGCAGGAGAAGUACCAUCAAAUCUCAAUAACCUUACAUCCAUCAACGAACUGAAUUUGGCAAAUAAUGAGCUGACUGGUCCUUUUCCAGACUUAAGUUUAAUGAAUUAUCUCAAUUAUGUGGAUCUUAGCAACAAUUCAUUUGAUCCAUCAGAUGCUCCAUCUUGGUUCUCAACUUUGCCAUCACUCACCACUUUAAUAGUAGAACAUGGUUCACUUCGAGGGCUUGUUCCAGAUAAACUCUUCAGCUUCCCAUUCAUACAGCAAGUGAAGCUGAGGAACAAUUCUUUCAAUGGUACAUUGAACUUAGGAGGCAAGGUUGGUGAACAGUUGCAGCUUGUUGAUUUGGAGAACAACCAAAUUUCUGCACUAGCAUUAUCUGAAAACUCCAACCAUACAUUAAACUUAAAGCUUGCAGGGAACCCAUUGUGCACUGGAUCCCUCUCAAAUCUCAGCUUCUGCCAGGGCCUGCAACAAGCUGGAAAGCCAUAUUCAACCAGCUUGGCUCACUGUGGAGGCAAAUCAUGCCCUUCUGAUCAGAAACUCAACCCACAGAAUUGUACAUGUGCCUAUCCAUAUGAAGGAGAAUUGUAUUUCAGAGCACCCUCCUUCAGGGAUUUGUCCAAUGUGAACUUGUUUCAUGCUCUAGAGAUGAGCCUGUGGGUGCAAUUGGGGCUCAACCCUGGUUCAGUUUUUCUGCAGAAUCCAUUCUUAAAUACUGACGACUACCUUCAGGUUCAGGUGGCUCAGUUCCCAUCUGGGGGACUAUAUUUUAAUAGUUCAGAAGUCGAGUGGAUCGGAUUGCAGUUUGCUAGCCAAAUCUACAAGCCUCCUCCGGAGUUUGGCCCCUACUUUUUCAUUGCUUCUCCUUACCACUUUCCUGGUUACUAAAUCUCCCAUUCUUUCUGUUGAAUGUAAUAAUCAUAGAAUGGUGAAUUGACUAGAGACAGCCAUUCUGAUUCAUGAAUUUGUUCAGAAUAAAGUAAUUCAAGAUUUGCUUGUAAUUUACAGUUAAA
Pistacia vera is the source of this 1772-nucleotide messenger RNA. RefSeq names its product probable leucine-rich repeat receptor-like protein kinase At5g49770. The coding region runs from base 1 to 1647 and encodes 548 amino acids. Lineage: Eukaryota; Viridiplantae; Streptophyta; Magnoliopsida; Sapindales; Anacardiaceae. Gene Ontology annotation, molecular function: protein binding. The transcript is spliced from 14 exons. The record is from RefSeq and is a predicted model, not a curated record.